Hordeum vulgare subsp. vulgare (domesticated barley) is the source of this 860-nucleotide messenger RNA. RefSeq lists its product as uncharacterized. The record is from RefSeq and is a predicted model, not a curated record. Lineage: Eukaryota; Viridiplantae; Streptophyta; Magnoliopsida; Poales; Poaceae. Bases 1 to 636 code for a protein of 211 amino acids. The transcript has 4 exons.
AUGACGUCCAAGCUAAAAUGCCAUCAUUACAAGGUGAAGCACAUCCCUAGGCCCAUGACGUCCAAGCUAAAAUGCCAUCAUUACAAGGUGAAGCACAUCCCUAGGCCCAUGACGUCCAAGCUAAAAGGCAGAGGAGCCACACACCCUCCCGCUUCAGCCAAGUCUGAUAUUUCAGCUCACCUUGCGCCUCUCGAUCUAAAAAUACUUGAGCUCAGUUCCUGCCUGCUGGGCCGCGUUUAUUGCCUCGCUGCACCGUGCCAGGCCCAGGCCCAGGUCCAGCUACGGCCGCGUAUAUUCCCUUGGUGGACUGCCUCCGUCUCUCUCUCCCGCGGCGGCUACAACCCAAUCCGCGUCAAGGGAAUCAAGCAGAGAGAAUCCCCAAGAAGAAGAAGAAGAAGAAGAGAGUCGCCGGCGGCGGAAGGCAGCAAGAAGAUGACUCGGGGCAACCAGAGGGACCGCGACCGCGAGCGCGCGGCGGCGCGGAAGCCCAACUCCAAGAACGGCGGCGACGGCCUCACCCCGGAGCAGCGCCGCGAGAGGGACAAGAAGGCGCUCGAGGAGAAGAACGCCAAGAAGGCGGCGCAGGCCUCCGGGAGCACCUCCACGGACGCCAAGACCAAGGACGGCAAGAAGUAGUAGUAGGAGAGGCGUCGCCGCCACCACCGGGAUGCCGGCGCCGCCUCUUCGCGACUACCAUAAAGUUUGUACCCUUAUUGUUUGCAGCAUCUGCUGAUCUUUGUGCCUUAAUCGUGUAUGGUUGGUUAAAACUGUCGUUAGCUGCAGUCUUUGUUGCCAUAUGAGUCUGUACUCUUGAUGAAAUCCUCAACCCACGAUGAUAAUAAUCAGCAGCCUUCUGGUUU